Molecule: messenger RNA, 552 nt
Organism: Leopardus geoffroyi (Geoffroy's cat)
Lineage: Eukaryota; Metazoa; Chordata; Mammalia; Carnivora; Felidae
Product: tripartite motif-containing protein 64-like
Exons: 1
Coding region: 57-542 (161 amino acids)
Molecular function (GO): protein binding
Source: RefSeq, a predicted model, not a curated record
AGGACAUGGAAACCCAUUCACUGACCUAAUUUUUGCCUCUCUUUGUAGUGGGUAAUAUGCUGAGUCAGGAAGCCACCGGUCGUUACAUGUGCGUUUCUGAGGAUGCUGGAAGUGUGAUGUUUGGAGUCACCCAUCCUGGUGUGUCCAGAGAGCCUGAGAGCCUGGCGAGCUUUGCAGCCUGGGGACCUCAGGUCUUCACCUCUGGUAAACAUUACUGGGAGGUGGAUGUCACAUGCUCCCCAAAUUGGAUUCUGGGAGUCUGUAAAGAUUCCUUGAUGAGUGAUACUGAUAUCAUUAGUGAUCCUGAGGCAGCAUUUCUUCUGUUUUCUUUGAAGAUAAACAAUCGUUAUAGUCUCUCCACCAACUCCCCGCCAUUAAUUCAGUAUGUGGAAAGUCCUCUGGGUCAGAUUGGAGUAUUUCUGGAUUACGACAACGGAACUGUGAGCUUCUAUGAUGUUUGCAAAAGUUCCCUCAUAUACAGUUUCCUUCCUUCCUCCUUCUCUUUCCCUCUGAAGCCUUUCCUUUGCUUUGGUUCCCUCUGAAAAAACAAGU